CGCGGGGGGCGGGGAGGGGGCCCCGGCGGAUAAAGAUGGCAAUGUCUCUCAUCCAAGCGUGCCGCAGUCUGGCUCUCUCAACAUGGCUGCUUUCCUUUUGUUUCGUGCAUCUGCUCUGCCUGGACUUUACCGUGGCUGAGAAGGAGGAAUGGUACACCGCCUUCGUGAACAUCACCUACGCGGAGCCCGCGCCGGACCCCGGGCCCGGAGUGGCGGGCGGCGGCGGCACCGAGCUGCACACCGAGAAGACUGAGUGCGGGCGCUACGGGGAGCACUCGCCCAAGCAGGACGCGCGCGGGGAGGUGGUCAUGGCUAGCUCGGCCCACGACCGCCUCGCCUGCGACCCCAACACCAAGUUCGCCGCCCCGGCCCACGGCAAGAACUGGAUAGCCCUCAUCCCCAAGGGCAACUGCACGUACAAGGAUAAGAUCCGGAACGCCUUCCUGCAGAACGCCUCCGCGGUGGUCAUCUUUAACGUGGGCUCCAACACCAACGAGACCAUCACCAUGUCCCAUGCAGGUGUUGAAGACAUCGUGGCAAUAAUGAUUCCUGAACCAAAAGGGAAGGAGAUAGUAAGCCUUCUGGAAAGGAACAUCACUGUGACAAUGUACAUCACCAUUGGAACCCGGAACUUGCAGAAAUACGUGAGCCGCACUUCGGUUGUGUUUGUCUCCAUCUCCUUCAUUGUCCUGAUGAUCAUAUCCCUCGCGUGGCUGGUCUUUUAUUAUAUCCAGAGGUUUCGAUAUGCAAAUGCCAGGGACAGGAACCAGCGCCGACUGGGAGAUGCAGCAAAGAAAGCGAUCAGCAAGCUCCAGGUCAGAACCAUCAAGAAGGGCGACAAGGAAACAGAGCCCGAUUUUGAUAACUGUGCAGUUUGCAUUGAAGGGUACAAGCCCAACGACGUUGUACGGAUCUUGCCCUGCCGGCAUCUUUUCCACAAGUCCUGUGUUGACCCCUGGCUUCUAGACCAUCGCACCUGCCCCAUGUGCAAGAUGAACAUUCUUAAAGCCCUAGGGAUCCCGCCCAAUGCUGACUGCAUGGACGACUUGCCCACUGACUUCGAGGGAUCUCUGGGAGGCCCACCCACCAACCAGAUCACGGGCGCAAGCGACACGACUGUAAACGAAAGUUCAGUCACUUUGGACCCUGCUGUCCGGACGGUGGGAGCCUUGCAGGUGGUCCCGGAUACCGAUCCUACCCCGCAGGAAGGAGAAGUCAUCUUCACUACUAACAGCGAGCAGGAGCCAGCUGUAAGCAGUGAUUCUGACAUCUCGCUGAUUAUGGCAAUGGAAGUUGGACUGUCUGAUGUAGAACUUUCCACUGACCAAGACUGCGAAGAGGUGAAGUCUUGAAAUGAUAGACGUAGAACAAGGGGAUGGUAGGACCCAAGGGGAAGGAAGGGAGGAGCCUCAAGACUUGGACCAGGCAGACACCCCUCCAGAACACCUUGGUAGCUCCACUGUGCGCCACUCAAGAAUGGUAACGAGAGCAAUAUCCAAAGUCACGUCAAUCAGGAUGCCGUUUCUCCGUCUGUGCAACAGCCCAUGGCCUUGGCAGCUUGGAAGAUGAAAGCUGAUUUUUCCUCCCGUGUCCUUGCAGACACACACUUCAGGAGCUCCCAAAACACACAGAAAGGACACAUGUAGGGCUUCUUAGUUUCAUUUCCAUUUUUUUCCAGGUCUUGUUUUACUGGUUUUGGAAUGUUGUGGGAUUUCUUUGACAGUUUCUUUUUAAGACUUGUGUAGUUUACAUUAUGUCCACUCCUUUGGUUUCCUCCAGCUUUUGUAGAGAGUUCUGUUUAGAAGCACCAGUUCCUGCUAUGAUCAGUUCGUACGCCAUCUCUGAGAUUAAUGGCCUUGACCUCUCAGCAUGAAGUGUGCAUGGCUUUGGGAAGUGCCUCAGCACCCUGAAACAGUCUAAGGCCAGCUCUCAUUAAGAAUCCAAAUUCUUUUAAGUGGAUCUUCAAAAUCCUAGCCGCCAGAGACCCCAACCCUGAGCUCUGAAUCCACUGAGGCUACUAUUUGCUAUUUUCAUCUACAUCAUGCUGGCUUCCACUUACCAGGCUCUGUUAACGGCCCACGUGACAUGCGAAGGAAGCUCUAGGGAGGCACUUGAUUCUGCCUGGAUUUCACAGUCUUUGGAGGAAACUCCAAACUCAGAAGUCCCCUUCAGGGCAGCAGCGCCAUUCUUCAUGACUGUAGGGCUUGUAACUGGAACUGCAAGCCUAGUGUUAAGACCAGAUACCACAUACUCUUCCCCAAAGCAAAAUGUCUGUUAUAUUGGUCUCCCCAAGGCUAGAACAGUCUUUUGUUACCUCCACAAGUGGCUCCUGCAGGAGACGGAGGCUUCAGAAGAGAUCCAAUCAUCUUUGAGCCCAGUGUCCAACACAGUGGGGGUUGCAGUAGCACCUAGCCUUUACCUUAAUUCCAACGCACUUCUGUUGCACCUCGCCAGACCUCAAGGAAGGGUUCAGGUGAAUCCUUAGCAGGUAGCUUUCCAGGGCUCCCUGAGUAUAUGUAAAUACCAAUUGAGGAGGGACACGUCACUUGAAAAACCAUUUGAUCUAAAAAGUACAGCAUGGGAAUUUGCUAACCAGGCUUCUCCUGAUGGAGAGAGACAAAGUGGGAAAGGAAAAGAGGUAUCAAAUCAAUACUAAAACCCACCGGUGUUUUUAAACUCUUUAUGUUUUUAUUCUUUUUUUGUAACUAUGACAGAGAUGUGCUAUUUUUUCAGUGGGCAAUUUUGUAAUACGUUUCGACUAUCCAUAUGCAUAGAUGACUAAGGGAGUGAAUGCUUUCCCUGGACAAUCACAGGUCACCUCAUCCUCUGUAAGAAGGCCUGCGGCUGCGUGGGUUACUAAGAAAGAAGCUUUCUUCACUGAGUUAUUUAUGUAUUUGAUGAGGCUUUCUCACCUCAUUACACAAACACUCAUCCAAAAACAGGAAUUUGGUUGUGCCGUGAAUCCCUGCUGCCUGCUGAAACAUAGAGUGUAUGUCAGGGGGACCACUGGUUGCUUUUGUCUCACCAUCUUUAACGAUUUCCUAUUUGAUGCUCUCUAAGUAGGCAGCAAGGCAAGGAAAGUGAUUACCACCUUCAGAAAUGUCACCUCUCCCUGGGCGCCUAACACUUCCUGUAAUGAAAUCUGGUGUCCGUGUGCGAAGGCAGGCAGGGAGGGACGAAGACAGCACUGAAUGGAGCGUCAAGAGUCCUAGAUGAGCCACCUGCUUAUUGGGCCUCAUCUUUUCCAUCUGUGAAAUGAAGGAGUUUAACACGGUGAUGCCCAAGGCUCCUUCUGGCCUUUAGAACACUAAUGAGCUUUUUGCCAGGGGGAUCUGGUUUUUUGAGAUGGCCAUGACAGAUAGCUGACUUCGUUCAGGUUAGGGAGGCACUGACUUGACACGUAACCUGCCCUAAUGGCUUUUGGGACUCAGCAUUCCUGCAUUGCUGAGAAUGAAUAGCUAAAUGAUUGAAGUUUUAAGUCCAAGGAGUGGUUUUGGUUUGCCUUAUGUUAAAGCUGCUGUUAGUCAGAGUUUGUCAUCUCUGGAUACCUUCAAAUCCUAGUUCUCGGUAUGGAAUUCUUCAUCUCAAAGUGUUGCUUUUUCUUGGCCGGCUAGAGCUGCAUCGUGUAUCCUCCUCCAUUCAGCUCGGCCUGAAACACAUUUUGGUAUUAACUUAAGUCAAGUGGAAUUAGAAGGAUAAUUCAACAGCAAAGGAACGAUCUACAUUGUAUUCCAUGCCCAGGAGAGAAAAUGCCUCUUGGAUUGCAUAAUUCUCCCUGUGAGGAGUGUUGUCUCUUCCUGCCAGUGACUGGGUAAAUCAGGAAUCAGGAAUUGGUUGCAUAUGUAUGCUGUGGCUGCAGCAGCCCCUAUAGAAUGCUGCGUAGAUAACGUAGAUAACGUAGAUAACGUGAGGUUCGUGACUUUACCCCAAGGAGGUUCCGCUGCAAAAUCCCUGAGCCUAGGAGGCUCUCCAUUUACCAAAGGUUUGUUUCUGGAGGAUUUUCAUGUGGCUUUGGUAGUCUAAAAAAAAAAAAAAAAUUUUUUUUUUUUUAACCAGCAUAGAAGGGUUUAAAAGAAAUGAAAACCUUCCAUAGCUUCUUCACCACCUCCCCUGCAGAGGAAAUUCUGAGCUUGGAGCCCUCUAGAAGUAUAUGCAGACUUUAUGCGUAUUUAGAGAUGUGCAUUUUUCUGUAGCGAGUGUCCAGACCAGCGCUAUCCAAUAGAAAUAUAAUGCAAGUCACAUAUGUAGACUUUACAUUUUCUACCUGCUACGUUUGAAAAAGUACAAAGGAACAGGUCAAAAUCAUUUUAAUAAUAUAAUCUUUUUGUUCCAACGUGUAAAAA
Lynx canadensis (Canada lynx) is the source of this 4343-nucleotide messenger RNA. RefSeq names its product ring finger protein 150 (gene RNF150). The coding region runs from base 36 to 1352 and encodes 438 amino acids. The transcript is spliced from 7 exons. The record is from RefSeq and is a predicted model, not a curated record. NCBI's taxonomy places the organism in Eukaryota, Metazoa, Chordata, Mammalia, Carnivora, Felidae.